GAAUGGACUGUAGAAUACAACUGAACGGGUCACUUUGAGCUUAACACUGCGAAUAUUUGCGAAGAGAUGAGAGAAUCUGUAGCGCAAGCAGGAAAGAAAUUUAACUGAUUAAUAAGGCAGACGGACAGUGAUUCCGCUGAGUGUAUCCUAGUCAGUGAUUUCGUCCUCCCGAAGAGCGAAUAUUUUUCCACUGCACGACUUACUGGAUAUUCCACCUGAAGAUGGAGUUUGGAGAAAGGAAGAGGAGAAGGAAGUCGCAGAGCUUUAAACUGGUCACGGAUGGAGAUUUAGAGCCUUCAUAUGUGAUUAACUCCAGCUCCAAAGAUGCCAAUGGGGAGCCAAAGGAUGGUGCUAUGCCUGAUGCUUGGCUGGAGGAUGAGGGCAUGGAGAUCAAAAGGCAAAUCACAGGAAUGAUGAGGCUUCUGAGCGAUAAGACCAGCAGAGUAUACCAGCGUGCUGGUACAGAGCAGGAUAGCUUAACAAAGGAGCCCCAGGAAAAGCCUCUGAACUGGGUAAAUCAGCCUGAACUUUUAUCUCUGGUGUCAGAGGACCACCAGAGCAACAGCUGGAACUCUGCAGAGGACCCAGGGCCUUCACCUUCAUCCAUAUCCAUCCCAGUCCCAAACGGCCCAGGCUGCGGCCAGUACAGCACACGCUCCAGAGCCCUCAGGAUUCUCAACAGCACAAAGGGUUUAAUCAAAGUGAAUGAAACUAAUGAUGUAGUUCCUCCUACUGUGCCAGAAACCCCCUGCUGUAUGUGUAACUGUAAGGGCACCUUACAGGCUAUUUUGCAGGAACUACGUGCCAUGAGGAGGUUGAUGCAGAAUCAAAAAGCAUCUUUAGAAAGGCAGGAAAGGGCAGCAUCGCCGUCUCAACCUCGCCUAGGUGCAGGACCCAGUCCUCGCCACAGGCCUCGAAAGAGGAGGCCAAUCUAUAGGAUGACUCCGUUAUCUGUGUUUAGCACCAGAAGAGCUGGUCUUGCUCCUCUGGAUGCAUCACUGCUAAAAGCUGCACCUAUGGAAUCUGUAAAGAGGCGAGAAUGUGAGAAACAAGACUCAUCUACACCCAACAAUCAUCCCACCUCCUCUGACAUUCCUGUGCCACCACCUCAGACCAACCCAGUGACGGUCAACAACACAUCUCCUCUCCUGAACCAACUAAGGGAAUCACAAGCAUUAGAGUCUGAGGUGCGUCUCGCAGAGGAUUAUGACGUGUUUAUCUCUAAGGCCCAGCUAGACUCCAUUCUGGUCAACUAUACACGCUCAGGCAGCCUGCUGUUCCGGAAACUGGUGUGUGCCUUCUUUGAUGACGCCACGCUGGCUAACUCCUUGCCAAAUGGCAAAAGGAAGAGAGGGCUAAAUGAUAACCGUAAGGGCUUGGACCAGAACAUUGUGGGUGCCAUUAAAGUUUUUACAGAGAAAUACUGCACUGAACACAAAAUAGAGAAGUUGCCUGGGCCACGAGACUGGGUUCAGAUCCUUCAAGAUCAGAUCAAACUUGCAAGGAGGAGGCUGAAAAGAGAUGCCGUAGAAGCAGAAGACAUCUCAAAUGGACCAUCCACAAGCUGUGAUAAUAAACAGGCUGCAAGUGAAGAGAGGACAGCAGCGAACACAACUGGUUAAUCCAAUGGCUGCCACGAUGACCUUACAGUAGAGUCUUGUCUUCAUUAUUUCUCUGAGUUGAUGCAUUUUGCCACUAUUUGCAGCUGUUAACUGCUAUGUGCUAUGAAUGUAAAGAGAUAUAAAAUAGGACCAUACAAGAAUCCCAAUGUAGUAUUUGUGAUCCAAAAAGCUUUUCAUUGGGGCCCCAUUAAAAUGCUGAGAUUUGGAAUUUUGUGAAAACAAACACUGAACUAUACAGCGGUUAGGUAAUGAGAUCGGUCACUUACUGUUUACAUAAAAGACAACAGCCUUAAAAGCUAACUUGUUUUAUUUUCAUGCAAUGAAAUAAAGAUCAAACAUCUCAAAUGAGACUAAGUACUAUAACACUAUUGCGUUCAUUUAUUUAGCAAAAACUAAACUUCACGGGAAGCUGUUCAUUGUGAAUUGUGCCUUUCAAGUAACUAGUGGGUUUAAUGUGCAGUGCAGCAUCCACCUUAUAUCCAGACAUUACAUCCAAAUGCAAACAUCUUGUAAACAUGGUCCAAUGUAUUUCUUUUUGGGGCAAAUUUUAAUUCAUUAAAAAAAAUUGCAAAUUAACAAUAGGUUUGCAGUCUACAUUAAGUGAAAAUAUAAAAAUAUAUCGCACACUAUGUUUUUUUUUCUUUAUUAGAUUUUUAGGC
Messenger RNA from Pelmatolapia mariae (spotted tilapia), 2281 nucleotides. It is a transcript of the gene bend7, whose product is annotated as BEN domain containing 7. The record is from RefSeq and is a predicted model, not a curated record. The transcript is spliced from 10 exons. The coding region runs from base 222 to 1622 and encodes 466 amino acids. Gene Ontology annotation, molecular function: DNA binding. NCBI's taxonomy places the organism in Eukaryota, Metazoa, Chordata, Actinopteri, Cichliformes, Cichlidae.